GACAGUUCUCCGUGCCGUGGUCGUGAAUUUGCGAUUUUUUUCUUGUGUGUUUAAUAUUUUUAUUUGUGCCGCAAAUCGCCUUUGUCUGUCUGUCUGCGCUGAUUGUGUGCUAGUUUAACCAGCGCCAGUUGGAAUUUAUUGUAUAAAAUUCGUUUGCGAUAUUUAAAUAAAGGCGACUGCAAAAACAAGUGCGAAAUUCAGCCAAACAAACUGACGGACGUUGUGAGUGAAGAUGUCAAAAACCAGCGUUGGCGAUAAAAUUUUGAUACGCGUGCAGUCGGCAGAAGGCCUCAAACGUAUCGAGAUUUCACCGAAAGCCAAUUUAAAAGAACUCUUCGAAACGGUACAACAAACUCUGAAAGUUGAUGGCUUCGGACUUUUCAAGGAACGCAAUUUCCUUACAGAAUUGCAUUCUAGUCAUUCGCAGAAAGUGGGCUCUUGCCUAAAACAUGGCGACAUGCUAUUCUUAAAGAAAAUAGCUGGUACUUCAAUACGUCGCACCAGCACUACAGCUAUAGAUGAUUUUGAAACUACCAGCACCAGCCGACCGCCAGCACGUAGCAGCAAACAAUUUCAGCCUUCCACUGCAGUAGCAGAGGAUGAAGUGGAUCAAACGCUGUCGAAGAUGGAUGGCUUAAUAGAGCGCGCACGCGAUCCAAAAGCUUGCCGCCACAAUGCUAAUGGUCGUUGUGUUCAUUGUACACCAAUCGAACCGUAUGAUGAUAACUAUCUGAAGGAGCAAAAAAUCAAGCAUUUGUCCUUCCAUUCGUAUAUACGCAAGCAGAAGUCAGGCAUUGAUGGCGGCAAGUAUGUCGCUUUUGAUGAUAUCAAUUGCCGUAUUAAGUCUGGUUGUCGUGAGCAUCCACCAUGGCCCAAAGGUAUCUGUUCCAAAUGUCAGCCAUCGGCUGUUACACUGAAUCGCCAAAUUUAUCGACACGUUGAUAAUAUUAUGUUCGAGAAUCCAACUAUAGUGGAGCGUUUUCUCGACUAUUGGCGUACUACAGCCCAUCAAAGAAUGGGUUUUCUUUAUGGCACUUAUGAAGUCCAUGCUGAUGUACCACUUGGUAUACGUGCUACUGUUGCAGCCAUUUACGAGCCGCCGCAAGAAUCAACACGUGAUUCUAUUAGAUUGCUGGAUGAUGAAGCGGCUGCCGAGGUGGAUGAAUUAGCACAUGCAUUGGGUUUGAAAAAGGUUGGUUGGAUAUUUACUGAUCUCAUUACUGAUGAUCCAGCUGUUGGCAGUGUAAAGCAAUUGCGCGGCAUUGAGACGCAUUUCCUCACUGCGCAAGAAUGCAUUACAGCCGGAGAAUUGCAAAACCGUCAUCCGAAUCCAUGUAAAUAUGCUUCGAGUGGUUAUUUUGGUUCGAAAUUUGUUACUGUCUGUGUAACAGGCGACAGCAGUAAGCAAGUGCAUACAGAGGGUUAUGCUGUUUCAGCCCAAUGUAUGGCCUUAGUGCGUGACAAUUGUUUAAUACCCACUAAGGAUGCACCCGAAUUGGGUUACGUACGCGAAUCAACGGAUAAACAAUACGUUCCGGAUGUUUACUAUAAGGUAUAUGAAAAAGACCAAUAUGGCAAUGAAGUUCAACGUUUGGCGCGUCCUUUGCCAGUCGAAUAUUUGCUAGUUGAUGUACCCGCCUCAACACCACUUCAGCCGCAAUUCACAUUCACUCAAUACAAGAAACGUGGUGAACCAUUCCCCGUGGAGAAUCGUUACCUGGAUGGACAUUUGCAAGAUUUUAGUGCGCUAAGCACGUAUCUAUCCCACUGGAUGGAUGAGGAGUUUCUCGAGGCAAUUUCGGAUUUUCAUUUGUUGCUGUUUUUGUAUAGAAUGGACACGGUGCCAUUGCGAACACACAUGGGCCCACUGUUGGAGGCCGUACGCACCAAAAAUACAGAUUUGGCAUACAGCUUUAAGGCUAGCGAACCAUGGAAGCUGCUGGAGUCGCUAAUACAAGCGAGCACUGGCGGUGUUAGCAGUGGUCCCUCUGCUAGUAAUACAGCUGUUGCGUCUAGCGCCAGCUCUGCCGCGGCUGCUGCCGGUGCGAACAAUCAAUGGCAAUGUAAUCAUUGCACCUUCAUCAAUCCUGGCGAAUUGAGCUCAUGCGAGAUGUGUUCGCUGCCCAGAUAAGCGCACAUUGCUCUGCGCCUGCUUACGCUGUCAUUUGCCUCUUUGCUGCCUGCGCGGUGGUUGUCCUCGUGGGCAAAAUCUGCUGACUGGCUGGUGUUACAUUCAGCUAAAGGCACAUGGGUGUAGCAGAAUUGUUGAUUGGCAUGAUUUCAUUACUUCAUUUAAAUUAUAAACACAAAAAAGAAAAAAAAUAAUAAAAAAUAAAAAAUUUAAAUUUACAGCAAGUAAGCAUAUGAAGAGCAUAAUACUAUGUACUGUAAACUUUUCGUAAUAUUCUCAGAUUAUUUCUAUGUAAUUUAUUUAAAAAAUAAAUUUUAAAUGUUGCGUAGUAGCUGAAUGGUAAUAAUGGUUGGAAGAUGCAUACUCUCACACUCUAUUAUAUGUAUGUACGUAUGUAUGUUAAUUUAAUAAAGGUUUGGCGAAUGCUGAGAAUACAUAUUUAAA
Messenger RNA from Rhagoletis pomonella (apple maggot), 2575 nucleotides. RefSeq names its product nuclear protein localization protein 4 homolog (gene Npl4). The transcript is spliced from 10 exons. Gene Ontology annotation, cellular component: nucleus. Gene Ontology annotation, molecular function: ubiquitin binding; ubiquitin protein ligase binding. Lineage: Eukaryota; Metazoa; Arthropoda; Insecta; Diptera; Tephritidae. Gene Ontology annotation, biological process: ubiquitin-dependent protein catabolic process. The record is from RefSeq and is a predicted model, not a curated record. The coding region runs from base 233 to 2131 and encodes 632 amino acids.